AUGUUACGAACCUUCAAAUCCAAUCAAAUCGACCGCAAAGUGAUUGGAGAGAGAGAUAGAGUGGUAUUGCAUUCGAGGACUUCUUCCGAUGUCUCCCAACACCACAACACAGACACGUCUGAUUUCGAGCAAAACUGUUGCGAAACCCGAAUGUAUUCAAUGCCCACCUCUUCCAUGGCAUCCAUGGUCUCGAUGGCCACCACCUCCUCCUCUGCCUCUCAAUCGUUGAUGUCUUUGCCAUCGAGUAGUUCUCACUGCCAUUACGAUAGUCUGUGUUCGACCUCUACUUCCGGGUCUAACCGACUGUUCAAUGCGUUUGACAAUCGGUUGGACCACAACUUUGAGACAAAACCGGACACCGAUUUGAUUGGUGUACCAAAUGAUUACCACUACAAGAGUGAAGAACAGCACGAGUUUUGUCCCAAAAUGAGAUCAAUUCGACAAAAGACUCACGAAAUGAAAAGAAAACAUAUGUCUAAAGACAUGGCAGGGGAACGACUGUUGAGAAGAGCCGCCAAUUCUAAUGACUUGGAAUGCGUUGAAAGGCUUCUCAACGAAGGAAUAGAUCCGCAAUCGUGUGACGAGAGGAGCCGAACAGCACUUAACCUGUUGCACAGGUUGGCUACGGGAGAAGGGGGUCUAUUCCCGUGUGAAUACGUGGUGCCCCUCAACAGCCAGGAAGUGGUGAAGAUUUCGCAAAGAAUGGAUGAGGUGAGAGGCGUAAUGAAUGGUCACACGAAUGGUUUGAGUUCCCCUCAUAACGAUAUCAAUGAUAAACAGGACCUCAAGUCUAAUGACGAUAACUCCCUUCGCGAAGACACCUCUCUAUGGGUUGAGAGUAAAAAUGAACAGUUCGACGACUCGAAGAGCGAUAUAACACAAGUCUCGCAACUAAAUGACGGAAAGUUUUCAUUACUUCAGUUCGCAUAUGACUUGCGAUCAAAAGACGGCUCAAUUAGAGGAUCAAUAAAAUUGAUUGAAAGCAUUAAAUCAAAGAAGAAGAAUAAGAAGGGAAAGGGAAGCGAUCCGACAGAAUGGACGUGGAGUGAGAUUUCCACUCUCGUUAAGUACUCAAAAACCGCACUUCAGAAUUCACUGCUUCUGUUAUCACCGGAACUCAAUAAGAUAGCCAUCGAGUGUUUCGUCGCGAUUAUGCGAUAUAUGGGAGACUCAGCUAUGGUUAAGAACCAAACGGAAGUCAAUUGUGUUUAUAAUAUACUUUUGAAUUGUCACAAAUAUCCACAAAUUAGAGAUGAAGUCUAUUGUCAGCUAAUGAAACAAACGACAAGCAAUAAAAGUGCCAAAUUUUCUGUGUUCUUGUGGACCCAAUAUAGUGAUAGUUGUCAAAGAGGUUGGCGUCUCUUUUCAAUACUGGCCGCGUAUUUCGACUGUUCAGAACUGUUGAGACCCUAUUUAUUCAAAUACUUAGAAACGGCCGCUUUUGACAAGAGAAGGGCCUUUCACUUAACGGCAGACGUUUGCCUCAAGAAUCUGCGGAAGACAUUCAAAUACGGCGGCCGUAAGAAUGUGCCCUCCAUUGAAGAGAUCGCCGCCAUAUCUGCCGGAAGAAACUCUAAGCGCCAGAUGUAUCGUUUGCCGGGAGGAACCGAACGCAUCAUUAAUACCGCCUCUUCUACUGUUGUCAACGAUGUUAUCGAAGAGAUCUGUCAAAUGCUUAACAUUGAAAACCCUAUCGAAAUGGAAGAGUUCUCCCUCUACUGUAUCAUCGAAGGAGAUCCGUUUACAAUGCCAUUAAAUAAAGAUGAAUACAUUCUGGACGUGACCACAGAUCUGAUUAAAAACGGACAAUUAUUUUACCUCAUUUUCUGCCGAUCCGUUUGGUACUAUCCGUUACGGCUGGACAGUCACCUCUACAUCGAAGUGAUCUUCAAUCAGGUCGCGCCCGACUAUCUCGAAGGCCUACUUCUUGUGGUGCCCGAAGACAAACUGCCCGACGAUGUGGUGCCACAGAUCGCACGAAUCGCGUCACUACUGCACAGAGCGGCGGACAUGGAAGCGAUGCCCACCAAAGAUGAAGUCAAGUAUUUGUUGCCAAAGCCGGUGUUAGCCAUGAAAGUGAUUCGACCGCCGCAAUGGGUCGAAAUGGUUCAGAACAACUGGAACGACAUGUCGGCCCUCAACACCACUGAAGCAAAAGCUCAAUGUUUAGAUAUACUGCAAAAGUGGCCACUAUUUGGUUCGUGCUUUUUCGCCGUUAAAAGGAUUCAAAAUGAUGUGUCCACUCAACCGCCCGACCAUAUACUCGCCCUCAAUAGAGAAGGCGUCUACUUCUUAGAUAUCGCCACACAUGAAACUCUUUGGAAGUAUCCGUUCUCUGAAGUUAUAUCCACGCGAAAGGUUAGGGCAGAAGACGGCACACUAUUCCUGGACAUGAAGUGCGGAAACCUUAUGGUUCAGAAGAUUUCACGAAUACAAACGGAUCAGGCCCACGAAAUCUCACGACUCAUUCGGCAAUACAUUGAAAUCGAGCAGCACUUCAAGAGUAACAAAGAGAAUGGCAAUCAUUUGCAAUAAUUGAUAUCAUCUUUCAAUCAUUUUAGCAAUUAUUAGCAAUACUUACAAAUAUUUUUUAUAUUUUAAUAUACAUU
Medioppia subpectinata is the source of this 2609-nucleotide messenger RNA. The record is from the annotation of a GenBank genome assembly. NCBI's taxonomy places the organism in Eukaryota, Metazoa, Arthropoda, Arachnida, Sarcoptiformes, Oppiidae.